Messenger RNA from Pelagomonas calceolata, 1191 nucleotides. The record is from the annotation of a GenBank genome assembly. NCBI's taxonomy places the organism in Eukaryota, Pelagophyceae, Pelagomonadales, Pelagomonadaceae.
CAUCGCUGAGGCUCUCAGGCAGACUUGUUGCUGCCGGCGAGACGACACUUGGAGCCGCUGCGGGCUGCACACGCAGUGCCAGCUCUCGAGGACAGGCGUGGCAACGCGUCCCAGCAGUAGAACAGGCGAGCCGUCGCCACCAGCCGCGCGCGCCGCCGCUUUGGAGUGAAACACACUGCUACCGCAGCUACAAUGAGGCGGGUAGCGGCGCUAGCCGCAUUAAUAACCACGGCCACCGCGGCGACCCCGAAGUUCGAGGACAAGUGGGAGAAGUUCUGCGGCGUGCCCGACUGCUACACCGAGCUCGGUCUCUUCCCGAACGCGACGAAGGCGCAGAUCCGACGAGCUUACCGAAGCCUCAGUCUCGAGUUCCACCCGGACAAGAACCCCGGUGAUCAGAGGGCAUUAAGGAAGUUCAACCGCGUCGCGCGGGCCAACGAGGUGCUCACGGACGACGAGCAGCGCAAAAAAUUGGACUACUACACGGAAAACCCGUCCGAGUACUGGUCGCUGUAUGGUACCUUCGUCGACUUCUCCUACGCUCCUAAAACCAGUCUGAAGGGUGUCCUUUUCAUCCUACUAGUGUUCGCGGCAUUGGUCCAGCCGGCGCUCCAAUAUAGCAAGUACCAGGAGUACACCAAAGCUUUAGUGAAAGCAGCAUUAGCGAGAGCGCCCGAAGGUGCCGUGUUCCGGAAGGAGGCCGACGAGAUUGUGGCCGAGGAGAGCAAAAAGCGAAAGAAGGGCAAAAAAACAAAAAUGACGUCCCAAGAGGAAAAGGCGUUUCUCAAGGAAACGUUACAGAAAUUAGUCGCCAAAUCAGAGCUACCUGAUGAGUACGCCUUUCCCUCGUUGAGAGACAAUUUAUUCGUCAAGGUCGCUCUGUAUCCUCUCAGCAUGUUCAAGUCCGGGGCUAGAUCUUCGGAGCUGAAGAAGAAGAUCGCCUCUGGUCAAGUGCUGGACGCCGACGAGGCCCAGGAGGUCAUCGAGGGCUACUUAGGAGGUGCGGAUGCCUGGGACGCGCUGUCCGGGAGCGAGCAGCACAAGUUGCUCUCCACAAAAUGCUACCUCAAGGAGAACUUCGACAAGUGGCAGUCGACGCGACAGGAAGCCGCGUCUCCCCUAAAAGCGUCCACCAAACGCGAGAUCCGCCAGCGCAAGAAGGGCGCGCCGGCGUUCGUCAUGGACGAGUAG